This is a messenger RNA of Naumovozyma castellii, 1701 nucleotides long. RefSeq names its product Chs5p (gene CHS5). The transcript has a single exon. The record is from RefSeq and is a predicted model, not a curated record. NCBI's taxonomy places the organism in Eukaryota, Fungi, Ascomycota, Saccharomycetes, Saccharomycetales, Saccharomycetaceae. The coding region runs from base 1 to 1701 and encodes 566 amino acids.
AUGUCGAGCAUUGACGUUGUAUUAACUGUUGGUAAAUUGGAUGCCUCAUUGGCAUUAUUAACCACUCAAGAUCAUCAUGUAAUUGAAUUCCCUACAAUGUUACUUCCCGAGAACGUCAAAGCAGGGUCCAUUAUUAAAAUGGGCGUAAGUCAGGACUCCGACGAGGAAUUGAAGCAAAGAGACGAAUUUCAAUCAUUGCAAGAUCAAAUCCUCGAAAAAUAUGGGUUGGAAAAACCAAUUGCCCCCGUUUUGAAAGUGGUCAACGUGACUCAAACAAGUUGUGUGUUAGCCUGGGAUAAAUUAUCUCUUGGUUCAGCUAAAUUGAAAGCUUUGACUCUUUAUAGACAUGAAGAACGUUCUAUGGUGGUCCCCAAUGCGUUUAAAAUUACACAAACUAAGAUUUCUGGGUUAUCUGUGGAUACAGACUACGAAUUUCAAUUGAAAUUAUCCACCACAUCAGGUCAAUUUUGGUCUAAUAAGAUUAAGAUACAUACCCAUAAGAUGACUGAUAUGUCAGGUAUUACAGUUUGUUUGGGCCCCUUGGAUCCAUUACAACAUAUCACCAAGGAACAAAUUUCUGAAUGUUUGAAAGAAAUUCAUGCAAGAGAUUUACAAACUAAAGUCGGAAUUGAUACCACUCAUUUCGUAUGUAAUGAACUUGAUGAUAAUGGUGAAGAAGAUGAAGAAUUGCAAAAGGCUAAAAACAAUAAUAUUCCAAUUGUUAAACCAGAAUGGAUAAGAGCAUGUUGUGUGGAAAAGAGAAUUGUUGGUGUAAGAGCCUUUUACGUCGGCGCUGAGUCCACUGUAUCAGAUGAUUAUAAAUUUCCACCUUUGAAGAACCUUCCUCAUCCUACUCAAGAACAAGAAUCACCAGUUGAACCUGUACAUGAAGAAGUGGGUUCUGUUCCACAAGAAACAGGUACCAAUGAAUAUGAAAGUGUUCCUGCAGAUAAUGAAGAUACCCCUCAACCUAGUGCAAUGAAUGAAUUAAAUAAUGAUUCGGAAAGUACAUUUGGUAAAAGUGUCGAACCUGAGGUUCAAGAAUCUAAUAUUGUUGAAGAACAACCCCCUGCUCUAGGAGAAGAACCAGAAGUACAGGAACCCACUACAACGGAAACUCAAGAACCUGCUCUAGAGAAGGAACCAGAAGUACAGGGAACACAAGCAGAGGACGUUUUACCAAAGGAAGAAGAGUUAGCAACUGAACCUACAAAGCUUGAGGGAACUAGCGAGACACAACACAUACCAGAAUCUUCUGUAGAACAAAAUGAAGAAGAACCUCAAAUUGUCACUGAGAAUUUGGAAGAAGAUAAUACAGAAGAUGUUGAAAUAAUACAACCCCGCAUAGAUAUUUCAAAAGAGGAAACACUGGGAUCACAAGAUGAAUUAAACACCAAGAGUGAUGAUCAACCUAAUGAAAAUACUGAGCAGAUUGAGGAUGCAUCUCAACCACAUGAAUUGGAUUCAACUACUACAGACAAGGACACGGUAACGGAAUCGCUCAGUGAAGAAGUAAAGGAAAAAGUUGAAGAUCAAGGAGAACCUGAACAACAACCAUCCAUCGAAGAAGAGGGAGACAAUGAGGAAGAUGCUGAAGAGGAAGAAGAAGAGAGUGAGUCUACACCAACACCAUCCAAGAAGAAGACCACCAACAAGAAGAAGAAUAAUAAGAAGAAGGGCAAAAAGGGCAAGAAGAAAUGA